Molecule: messenger RNA, 1362 nt
Organism: Emys orbicularis (European pond turtle)
Lineage: Eukaryota; Metazoa; Chordata; Testudines; Emydidae
Gene: LAMP3
Product: lysosomal associated membrane protein 3
Exons: 6
Coding region: 1-1362 (453 amino acids)
Biological process (GO): establishment of protein localization to organelle
Cellular component (GO): late endosome membrane; plasma membrane; lysosomal membrane
Source: RefSeq, a predicted model, not a curated record
AUGGGCAGGCGUGGUCUGGAGGUGGUACUGCUAAACGUCGCCUGUGCAUUUUUAUCCUGCCAUGCUGAUGUGGGGAAUUAUGAGAUGGAGCUCAAAUCAACCCCACAAUCUACUUCGUUCCUACAGAGAACUACUUCUGCUCAGUCAGUUUCCCCAUAUCAGAUAACUUCUUCCAGCCAUGUAGUCACCACGCUUUUCUCCAGCAGGACAAGUAAUAUUAUAACCACCUCAUUAAGCCAAAGAACAUCUGCACUCACUGCCACCCAAACAACAAACCAUCAUCCGGUAACAACAGCAUUGGCCCCUAACAUGACAACGCAAGCAAGAGAAAACAACACCCAGCUGACCAGCAAGACGACCCAUCUAAUAUUAACAACUACAAUAGCAGGUAAGAAAACAACUGCAAAGCCCCCACUGCCGACCAAUGAAACGACAACCCAUGUAAGAGUAACAACUACAGCACAAACAUCUAACAAGACAACCAUCCAGAGAACUGAGAAAACCACACUGCCAACGAACCAAACAACCCAUUCAAGGGUAGCAACUACAACUGCAACGCCUACAUCACCAACCAAUCAAACUACAACCCUUGCAGUAACAACUACAGCAACAACCAAGAAGACAGCUGUAAAGACCACCACACAGCCAACUAAACAAACAACUCAUACAGCAGCAAAAACUACAGCCAGAACCAACAUGACAACCCUUCCUCCAGGGAAUCAAACAACGAGACCUGCUACGACAGCCACCGUGGGGCCCACCGUCGCACCUGAUCCAUCAUCACCCACUACUGGAGCCUACAACGUUUCCAAUGGAAGUGUGAACUGCAUUAAAGCAUCAAUGGGAUUGGAGCUGAUUGUUCAAAACUCUAAGACGCAGAAGAAGGGAUACUUCAAUAUUGAUCCCAGUAUCACACAAACAUCUGGAAGCUGUGGAAAUCUGCAAUCAAAUCUGAACUUAACUUUUAAUGGCGGCUUUAUAAGCUUUACCUUUGUAAAGAAAGAUAGAGUCUAUUACAUCAGUACAGUUGAGGCCAGCUUAAAGAUACCCUCCGUGGGUUCAUGGCACAGUGUUACAAGCAAGCAGCUGUUUACAGCUACGAUGGGGAAUUCAUUUAAGUGUCUCAGCAAACAGAUGGUGAACCUGGCAGACAACUUCCAGCUGCUCACUGUUAACACCCAACUCCAAGCCUUUGCCAUUGUUGGUGACCAGUUUGGGAAAGAGGAAGAAUGCUCUCUUGACAGAAACAGGAGAACAAUCCCUAUUGCAUUGGGCCUGAGCACCCUGGGAUUGUCUGUUAUUGUGCUUGUCUUGGGGCUAAUUUCGAGAAGAAAGCCAAAUAGAGGAUAUGAACGCAUCUGA